Suillus subalutaceus is the source of this 1722-nucleotide messenger RNA. RefSeq names its product CHAT domain-containing protein. NCBI's taxonomy places the organism in Eukaryota, Fungi, Basidiomycota, Agaricomycetes, Boletales, Suillaceae. The record is from RefSeq and is a predicted model, not a curated record. The transcript has 5 exons. Bases 1 to 1251 code for a protein of 416 amino acids.
AUGCCAGCGUCUAUCGUGCCGAACAACCCUUCGAUGACAACAUGGAAAUACAUGUGUCGUAUGACCUUACCCUUGAUCUUGAACUUGAACUUCAUUCACAGUCCCCAUAUCCUCACUCCCAUCUUCCCCUACCACUCAUUCUGUCCACCACCCAGCCCAUCCUCGAUCCUUGUCGUUUUCCUUCAUCUCACCAUCAUGACUGGUAACAGGAAAGACCAAUCUAUCAGGCUUGAAAUCAUCAGCAGCAAAAAUAUCAAAGUCCCUUCCGAGCGUAUUCCCGCUGGCAUUUACAUAUCCCUCAAUGUCGAUCCUAGGAGACGCUGGAAAUCAACCAUCGGAGUUCUAUCAUCAAACGAAUCUGUAGCGUGGGAACACUCGACGCAUCACCCAAUUCCUACUGGUCGUAUGGGCAUCCUUCGAGCUCGAUCGAAUGCUAGGCAAUGGGGAAGUCGUUGGAAAACUAGAAAUGACACGCUCGUAGUCCCGUCCUUCCCACGCGUUCAUGGUGUCCGCCCUUCCCUCACCCUAAAGGCCACUGUUUUACGCCCAGAGGAGACGAGGAAGGAAUUGCAAGUCCUCUUGCGAACAGUAUGGGACGAGGUCAUGCUACCCAUCGUCAUCGUCUUCCAGCGUGAUCUCACAGUAACGGGCCGCUCUCGGAUCUGGCUGUGUCCGACUGCAGCCUUCACGUUCAUUCCUCUCCACGCAACUCAUCCCUCUCGAGCGAAGGCAGACAGACAUGAUGAAGACACGUCCUUCGCUGCAAUUGGACAAAGUAAACCGGGUGCGGGGCAAGGCGAGGCGCUCUUGACUAUCGACAACGAGCUUGAGCUCGUCCCCACGACGGCCAACCCUACCACUCUCUCUGGCAACGACGCCACGCGAGCAGGUGCACUCGACGCUUUGCAACGCAAUACUUGGGUGCACCUCGCUUGUCAUGGAAAGCAGGACCGCAAGCAGCCUUAUAACUCAAGUUUCGCCAUGAGAGACAAACCUCUGACGCUGCUUGAUAUCAUGGAGAACGACACUCCGCAUGCUGAGUUCGCGUUCUUGUCGGUGUGUCAUACUGCUGUUGGAGAUGAGGAGACACCUGACGAAGUCAUCCACCUCGUAGCUGGACUCCGGUUUUCGGAAUGCAAAAGCGUCAUUAGCGCUCUGUGGGUGGUCGACGAUACUGUCGCAAAACACGUUGAAGCUUUCUAUGAGAAUAUGUUCAAGGAUUUUGAGGAUAGUAGUGUCACGGACUAUUAAUAUAACGAAAACCUUUUCUAUAUAUCAUCAUAUAUGACGAUAUCUGCGGCUCACCAGUCCUCUGAUGCCGGCCACAUUACCGCAUUAGCCUGACACCCGAUUUCAAUGAUAUCAUUCUCGUGUGCACUGUGAUGUCUGUCAGCCUCUCUCGAGGUUGACAGUGGUAAGGACUAGCUAUCUAUAUAAACAUGAAAAGUUCGUUCUGAUUUCUCAAGAUCCCCCACCAUGAAUCAAGAACAAGCCGGUAUUCGAGGUCUCCGCUUACAGUCAUAUGUACACCCUCUCGCCGCCCUCCCUCACGAUGAUAUAGGGUUCCAAAACGACAUUAUCUCGAUCUUUUUCGACAUGGUCGUAAUUUGCUUUGUAUCGGCUACAGGAAUAACGAUUGCUUCCCCGUUCGACCUACCUAUGAAAUGGAAGAUGUUGUGCGCCGGUAUGAUAGCAGCUGUCCUUCUAUAUGGAAUAUCGCGG